AUGACGGACCGCGACAUAGACUCAGAGUCGUCGCAACCUCGGAAGAGGAUUGCAGUAGCAGUUUCUUCACUCGAGACUCCUUUUAAGAACGAUGGGAACGAUUUCGGAUAUAAUCUCGAGGCAGCCCGGCCAUAUAGUAACCAAUCCCGCGUCUCCGUGUCACAGCUGAGUCCUAUAUCACAAUACCCUGCAGACAUAUCCGGCGGAGAUGUCAUAACUUCGUACCGCCAAAACCAAUAUCAGUACGGGGGUAAGGGAUAUUAUUCUAUGUCGGGGUGGACGAACGGAUAUGGAGACGAAGUGGAUUACGGCCUCAACUACCCCUACCCAAUACUUGGCCAAGACGCCGCUCAUAUGGUGCAAAGCUAUGGGCGGUACGGUUCUGGGAAGCCUGUUUACGUGGAUCCUGAAGCGCCAUCUUACUCAUACGGCAGCUUGGUGCACAGGCCGGCAGUAAGCAGCGAAUCCCCUACCGGCUUCUCGCUUUCGGGGAUGGCUGCUUCCCUUCCAUCGGCGACCGAUCGAGUCGUGCCAUCAGACCGUCUGCUGCCACAAGUUAAUCGGACUCUGACAGGUUCUUCGACCUAUCGCGCAGAAGGUCUCCCGUCGUAUAACAACUCGAAGACUUCUCCGACAAGCACAAUACCUGAUGUCGGCUACGGCGGCUUAAGCUCUAGCUAUGACCAGUCGUAUUCCGCUGCCCCCAGCUCGCUUCCACCGAGCAUCCCACACAGAUUAUCCGGGCAGAAUGACGGCGCCGCUUACCAGUCGAGUGCGACCGCCGCCGCCGAGGGGAUAUACGCGUCUAGCGAUCACCCCCUUCGGUCUACCGAGGACACCAACUCGGUGAGCUAUAUCUACAGCGACAAAACGGAUAGUUCUCGAAGGGACUCCCAGUCGAGCGGUGGAGGAAGCAGUGGUUCCGUGCUACCGAACGGCCACAUUUACGUGCCCGACUCCCACGUGUCAUCAUCCCAGAGCUACUCAUCGCAAAGCAGCACAUUGGAUGGAGCUACCACGUCGACUGGCCGAGGGAGUGGCAGUAGCGUGUCUUCCCACAUGCAUACGGACACCCACCGGCGAUCUGCGGGAAACCUCCGUGGGGGAUAA
Molecule: messenger RNA, 1110 nt
Organism: Annulohypoxylon truncatum
Lineage: Eukaryota; Fungi; Ascomycota; Sordariomycetes; Xylariales; Hypoxylaceae
Exons: 2
Coding region: 1-1110 (369 amino acids)
Source: RefSeq, a predicted model, not a curated record